Messenger RNA from Rana temporaria (common frog), 2309 nucleotides. RefSeq names its product WD repeat domain 5 (gene WDR5). Gene Ontology annotation, molecular function: histone binding. The transcript has 14 exons. Gene Ontology annotation, cellular component: Set1C/COMPASS complex. Lineage: Eukaryota; Metazoa; Chordata; Amphibia; Anura; Ranidae. The record is from RefSeq and is a predicted model, not a curated record. The coding region runs from base 220 to 1224 and encodes 334 amino acids.
CAGGCGUAGGAUCGCAUGACGCGGCUGUCGGUGUGAGUCAUUGCACAUGCGCGAUAGGCGCUCCUCGCUCUGGCCUGGCGCGCUCCCUCCUUGCUUGCUGUGUGAGGCGGAUUCAAUGAGUGGCCGGCGGGGGAGCUGAGAGCGAGGCCCGACCCCAAGGGACAGCAGCAGGAGGUGACAUUACUGCACUUGGUGUGACUUUUGUCAGGCUUAUGUACCAUGGCGACCGAGGAGAAGAAGCCAGAGACUGAAGGAUCUAAAACGCAAUCCACUCCUUCAUCCUCCACAAACCAGAGCAAGCCAGCUCCAGUAAAACCUAAUUAUACUCUAAAGUUCACAUUAGCUGGGCAUACCAAGGCUGUGUCAUCUGUCAAGUUCAGCCCCAACGGGGAGUGGCUGGCCAGCUCAUCGGCCGACAAACUAAUCAAAAUAUGGGGUGCAUAUGAUGGCAAGUUUGAGAAGACUAUUUCUGGGCAUAAGCUGGGUAUAUCAGAUGUUGCCUGGUCUUCAGAUUCCAAUCUCCUGGUGUCUGCUUCAGAUGACAAAACUUUAAAAAUCUGGGAUGUCAGCUCGGGAAAAUGUCUGAAGACCCUAAAGGGCCACAGCAACUAUGUCUUCUGCUGCAAUUUCAACCCACAGUCCAACCUCAUUGUGUCUGGUUCUUUUGACGAGAGUGUCCGAAUAUGGGACGUGAAGACAGGGAAGUGCCUGAAGACGUUGCCUGCCCACUCUGACCCUGUCUCUGCUGUGCACUUCAAUCGUGACGGUUCCCUCAUUGUAUCUAGUAGUUAUGAUGGGCUCUGUCGAAUUUGGGAUACAGCAUCUGGCCAAUGCUUAAAAACACUCAUUGAUGAUGAUAAUCCUCCAGUGUCUUUUGUGAAGUUCUCUCCAAAUGGCAAAUAUAUUCUAGCAGCCACUUUAGACAACACGCUUAAGUUAUGGGACUACAGCAAAGGGAAGUGCCUGAAAACCUACACAUGUCACAAGAAUGAGAAGUAUUGCAUAUUUGCCAAUUUCUCUGUCACAGGAGGCAAGUGGAUUGUAUCCGGCUCUGAGGAUAAUUUGGUGUAUAUCUGGAACCUACAGACCAAGGAGGUUGUGCAGAAACUACAGGGACAUACAGAUGUCGUCAUUUCAACAGCCUGUCAUCCUACAGAAAACAUCAUUGCUUCAGCUGCACUAGAGAACGACAAGACCAUCAAAUUGUGGAAGAGCGAUUGCUAAAUCCCCCUCAUUAGACUGUAUCCUCCAGAGGCCUCUAAACCCCCUGGGACACAAUCCUGUAAAGUGUGAAUCGGGAUUCUGAAACGUAUUGAUUGUGAAAUUUAGAACAAAGGAAUAUCUUGCAGCCUCAAUUUGUAUUAUUUUACAAUCAACUUUUUUGCCAGCAACAUUUCAUCCACCGUCUCCAUGCCAACACUCACCAAAGUUUGCUUCUUCUGUCCACUCUCAGCUUAAAUUCUUUUGGUCCAAAGAUGUUGACAAGCAGCGAAUGAGCUUACAGUAUCAGAUUUUAUUUUUCUCCUAAUCCCUCACUUUUGGUAAAACUUUUUUUUUUUUUUUUAUUAUAUACAAGAAUGUAUGUAUCCCUCUUUUGGGGAAGUAGCUUGAUCAUUUUUACUUGCUACAGAUUUCCAAUAGUUGUCAGAUCUCCAACCUGCACUUAUUGGGGGAUUGAAUGCACUCACAGAUCCUUGUUAUACAAGUUUUGCAAAAGAGGCUUUAACACGUUUCCCUGUUCUCUUGUUUUCUAGUCAAAUUCAGUUCAGCUGUUGUGACCAAAUGAGGUUGCUGGUAUCACAGUUGAGUCUUUCUUCUUGCCAGACAAAUCUGUGGUUCCUGUGGUUGUAUAGUUAGGUGUUUGUUGCUAUGUGUCGUUACUACAGAGCCAAUUCGGAAGCCUUUGAGUGGAGCAGUGUGCACAGACUGCACCACCUGACCUUCAGUUGCCACCAGCUUUUGGCACUGGACGGGGAAUCCCAUCUCCUGUGUGUUGAUUUUAUUGCCCCUCCUGUCUUGUUUUAAUUCCAUAAUCCCCCCCCCCCCCUGCUGGGUUAUUUAAGGGUGGGAAUGGAAGGGUGAAACAUAACAGAUCCCGUUGUAAAAAAAAAUAAAAAAAAUAAAAAAAUCAUUGUAUAAAGCAGCGCUGUUUUGUAUUUUGGAGAUUCAUAGUAUUGUAUUGCUUAUGGCAUGAGUCUGUAUUCGGAUUUUUUUUAUAUUUUUGUCAAAAUUUCGUUUUCUUUUGUUUUUUUUCUUUCUGACAACAUACAGAUCCAUAAGCUGUAAUAAAGAGGUGGGUUUUUACGUGA